Molecule: messenger RNA, 10684 nt
Organism: Octopus bimaculoides (California two-spot octopus)
Lineage: Eukaryota; Metazoa; Mollusca; Cephalopoda; Octopoda; Octopodidae
Product: inositol polyphosphate 5-phosphatase OCRL
Biological process (GO): phosphatidylinositol dephosphorylation; signal transduction
Cellular component (GO): membrane
Molecular function (GO): inositol phosphate phosphatase activity; phosphatidylinositol-4,5-bisphosphate 5-phosphatase activity
Source: RefSeq, a predicted model, not a curated record
UACGCAACUAAAUCUAUUGGCUCUGUUGUAUAUAUAAUGUCGGUUCUGUGUCUUUCCAGCACACAAACCAAUAACAUUAUCUUGGAUUCUUUUCAAAUUGAUGGAUCGAUCCAGCUGGUUCUAUGAUUUAUAAUUGUCUCAUCAUCUCUUACUCACCUACAAUUAUUCCAGAUUCUUCAAAUUACUAAAUAACUCACCGUAAGAAAGCUGUCGAAAGAGAUUUGGAUGAAAUGAAAACGUUUCAACCGCGAGAACCUGUUGGUUGUUUUGAUGCCCGGAAUUAAGAUGCAGUUUGACCAACUAAUAAGGAAAGACUAAACGAAUAUAAUAAAGAUCGGAGAUGAAAUUUGAAUGCACUCGUAACAAAACCGUAAGAAAAAAAGCAUCAAGUCACACUUGUCCAAAUUGUUAGCAUCAUCACCAUCGUCUUUCUCAUCUGAGCUGUCUGCAUAAAAUGACAAAUGUAUGAAGAAUGAACGGAGAAAUGACGGUGAACACUUGUCAUUCCUACGUGCAGUAAAUUCUAUAAUUUCGCCAGAUAUUACAUAGUAUCUUUAAAAAAUCUGUUUAGUUGCUUGGGACACAAUAUGCGAGUGGAAGAAUUCCAUGUCCUGAAAUACAAAAAGAGGACUUUCUUUUUCUCUUCUCACUAGAAAUGAAUACAGAUGUACAAUUCCAGUUUUCUCUACUUUCUUUUAGCUACAAGAAAACCCAAAAUAUGAACUAUUUUCCAGACAUGUGAACGCUUUGCCGUGUGAAGUUAUUCAAUUUUCUCUUUGAAUGUCCUCAACAGCUGCCAUUCAAUCGUAAACCCGUCGCAACAAUUGUCCGAUUUAGAAAUACAAAAGAAUAUUCUACUUGUUUCCCCCUGGAUGUAUAUAUAAUAAACAGAACCGAACUGGAAUUCAGUAGGAAAUCCCUAUUUCUUAUGUAGUUGCUAAAGUUUAUUUUGGAUUUACUCAACAGGUAUAAUGGAAGCUUUACCUUUGGUGAAAAAAUUACUCGCCGAUGAUGAGAAAUGUUUGAUUAGUGUACGAGCUGGUCUUGUUGAUAACGGUAAAAAGAUUUCAAAAUACCUUGUGAUUGUCAACCGAGCUGGUGACAAGGCUGUGUUAAUAUUUUCUACCACUCAAGUACCAUGUAGUGAGAUAAGCCAGUUAAGUGUCAUGGAGACCAUACCAAUCAACAAAGAAUUCUCUUACAAGCAAGAAUCAGAGGUGCUUGUCGAAAUAUCAAACAACCAAAAACGAUUACGUUUUGAUCUAUCAGCAAGUCAAACUGUUGCGCUAUGUAAAGAAUUGAAACAGGCAAAAGAAACUGUUACACAUGUUGUUGGAUUCGGUUUGCCUUCAUCAUUUUCUUGGCUGGACAAGUAUACUAAUAAAGCUCCUGAAAAAAACUUAUUUGAAACAGAUGUCUUUGACCCAUUGAAAUACAUGAAUAUUGAAGAUAAUGGGAAGAAAGCCCAGCCUCCUCUGGUAAAAUCCCAUCAGGAACAGGGGAACCUCUCUCUCACAAUUCAGGAAGAAUUUGAUCCACUGAAACCUGCAUUUGUAUUAAAACCAGUGAAAGAUGACACUGAACUUUGUACACAUGCCUCAAGGGUUGAUGCUUCAUCCCGGUUACAAGUUGAACACAAGCCCCGCAAUCGAUCUCCUGUUGUUUAUACAAGAAAGGGCACUGGAAGUGGGCCAGACUCUAGAUCAGCUUCACCUGCAUUAUUGCAUCCUGCCAAUUCCAACAGCAAACUAAAGAAUUUCUCAGAUUUGGCUCGAAGCAACGAUUCAUUAAAUGAAACAUUUGAUACUUUCAAGAAUGACACCAUGGAUAGUUACUCACAAAAGCUGACCCCUAGAGAAAAUAUGGUUAGUCACUUGAUGAUGAAUUGUGAAGAUGAAUAUACAAACAUACAAAAAGUCAAAGUUUUCUGUGGCACCUGGAAUGUGAAUGGCCAGUCCCCUACUGUUUCAAUCCAUACAUGGUUAGCAUCUGAUCCUGAACCCCCAGAUAUUUAUGCUGUUGGGUUUCAAGAGCUGGAUCUCAGUAAAGAAGCUUUCAUUUUUAGUGAAUCCCCCAAAGAAGGAGAAUGGCUACAAAUAGUAACAUCUUGCCUCCAUCCUAAAGCUAAAUAUAAAAAGGUGAAACUUAUCCGACUCGUUGGUGUAAUGUUGAUUGUAUUUGUGACUAAAGAAUUAAGCCCCUUUGUGAAAUAUAUUGAUGCAGAUUAUGUAGCAACUGGCAUCAUGGGACUUUUGGGCAACAAAGGAGGAGUGGCUGUAAGAAUGACAAUUCAUAACACUUCAUUGUGCUUCAUAAAUUCUCACUUGGCUGCCCAUCAGGAAGAAUUUGAACGGAGAAACCAGGACUACAGAGAUAUUGUCAGCCGCCUCCGGUUCCGACAGUUCGUUCCUCACCUUACUAUGCACGACCAUGAAGUUAUCUUUUGGAUUGGUGAUUUAAACUACCGUUUAUCAGAAAUCGAUAUCAAUGAUGUGAAGAAAUAUAUUGAUAGCAAAGUUUACUCCAAACUUUUUCCUUAUGAUCAGCUCUAUAAACAAUUAGGAAAGUCAGAUGUGUUCAAAGGUUUUACAGAAGGUGAUAUUUCCUUUAGACCAACAUAUAAAUAUGACACAGGCACAGACAACUGGGAUUCAAGUGAAAAAUGCCGUGCGCCUGCCUGGUGUGACCGUAUUUUAUGGAAAGGUUCCGCUGUCUGCCAGAGUUGUUACAGAUCUCAUAAUGAACUGAAAAUAAGUGACCACAAACCUGUCAGUUCCAUCUUUGAUGUUGGCUUGAAAGUUGUUGAUGAAGAAAAAUCCAAAAAGGUUUACGAAGAUAUCAUGAAGCGGUUAGACAGACUUGAAAAUGAAUACCUGCCUCAAGUUAAGAUUGACAUUGCAGAACUGAAUUUUGGUGAAGUGAAAUUUUAUGAAUCCAAGAAACAGAAAGUGGUUGUAAGCAAUACUGGCCAGGGGCUAGUUGAAUUUGAGUUCAUUAAAAAGUUAAAUGGAGACAGUUAUUGCAAGCCCUGGUUGAAGAUUACUCCAUAUAAAGCAUUUAUUAAGCAAGACGGUAUGCAAGAGGUGGAGCUAGAGGUGUAUGUUGAUGAAGAAACUGUUUCUAAACUAAACAGUCAUGAAGAUAAAAUUGAAGACAUCUUGGUGCUUCACCUUAUUGGUGGCAAAGAUUGUUUUAUCACAGUAUCAGGUAAUUUCAUUCCAACCAGCUUUGGAUCUUCUAUAGAAGCUCUUAUUCAAAUGCAACAACCAAUCCGAGAAGUGCCUGUGGCUCAACUAAUAGAUUUGGAACAGCCAGGUAGUUUAAAGGAUGUGGAUAUUGCUGCCACAGGAGGUCGGUUGUAUGCAGUCCCAAAGGAGAUUUGGCGUUUAAUUGAUCAUUUGUUUAAAUAUGGUCGAUCACAGGAAGACCUUUUCAAACAAGAUGGCCUCAAUACUGAAAUUUACCAAAUUCGAGAUUGUCUUGAUGCUGGUGCUCCUGAGAAGAUUCCUGGUAGUAUCCAUUCUGUGACCAGUGCUUUGAUAUUGUUCCUGAGGUGUCUGCCAGAACCUGUGAUUCCUUGUAAUGUUUACCACAAAUGCCUUCAAGUCAGCAACAACUACAAUUUUUCUCGACAAGUUCUUAGUUCAAUUCCUGAACAUAAUCGAACUGUCUUCAAGUACAUAUGUGCAUUCCUGCGAGAGCUCUUAGAACAUUCGGAAGCUAAUAAUUUGGAUCACAAAACUCUUGCCUCCAUUUUUGGCCACCUGUUCUUACGUCCACUCAAGUCGGAGAGGAAUUGUCAGGCAGACACAGAAAAGAAAGCUAUGUUUGUAUUCCACUUUCUUGUGAAUGAGUAUGAUGAAUGAACACCAUCACAGCAACAUCAUCAUACCACAUUUAAGGGGUUUCUUUUUAAAUAGUGUAUUAUUAUUAUUAUUAUUAUUAUUAUUAUUAUUAUUAUUAUUAUUAUUAUUGUUGUUGUCGUGUGUGGCAGGUGAGGUGGAAUGGUAAGAUGCUGAUCUCAAUCACCCUUUCACGCUUGGAACAGAUUCACAGGAAUCACAAAAUAUUCUUGAGGAAAGACUUUAAACUUCACAACUUUCCUUUAAACUAUAAUUUUAAAAUUUCAGAACUUUGUAAGAAGUUAUUAUCAUCUUGAUUCUUCAAAGAGGUGCAAUGCCAAAAUGUUUAAAACAUUGAAUUCCUAGCACCUGCUUCACCAAUAUCUUAUCUGACAGCAAGCAGUUAUGUUCUUGGGGGGAUAACACAUAAAGCUUUUGGCUUAAGAUUUCAUGCUUAUAUUUAAAAAAAAAGAAAGAAACAAAAAACAAACCAUUAUCAUCAUCAUCAUCAUCAUGAAUAUCAUCCUUUCAGGGCUUUCAUAAACUGUUGUGUGAGAUUCCCCUCCCCCGCCCGUGUCAGUUAUUUACCAAUGGGAAGAUGGCUCUGAUCACAAAACAUUUAACCUGUGUAAAAGACUUGUUUUUAAUAUGUGUGUGUGUGUGUACCUCUUUUAUUAAUCUGUUUGUUGAGUGAGAGACUGGAGACUGGUGUGAAUGUUUUCAAUAUUACGUCUGUGAUCCUUUCUGCUUUUGUCUGCCAUUCCCAGUUCUUCUGUGGCUCAAGACGUUGCAGCUAUUCACACACACACACACACACACACACACACACAAGACAACUAGAACUAAUAUUCCCAGAAUUGGUUUUAAAAGUGGGGGUAGAGUACAUUCCUAAUAUUUAGUUGUUUUUUUUUUAAUAGGGGGUAAAAGGCAGCAAAGUUGGCAGAAUCCUUUGUGCAAACAAUAUGCUUUCAGCUCUUCAUUUUCUGAGUUCAAAUCCUGCCAUGUCAACUUUGUCUUUUUAUUCUUUCAGGGUCAAUAACUUUAAAGUACCAGUUCAGGAGUGGGGGUUGGGGGUUGGGCUGCAAUCAACUUGCCUCCUCCUUUCAAAACUUGACUUUUUGCCAAAAUUAGGAAGAAAUAUUUAAUGGUGGUGUGAAUUGUGUGGUUAAUUGACAGACUCGUUAGAACCUCAGAUAAAAUGCCUUGUGGUAUUUAUUCGAACACUUCAUGAUCAAAGUUUAAAUCCUGCUGGAGUCCACGUUGCCUUUCGUCCCUUCAGUGUUAAUAAAUGACCAGCCCAGGGGUCAAGGAGAUUGUCUAACACCAUCAAAAUUGCUGACCCUGUUCCUAUUGAGUGAAGUAUUUAGCGUGGUCCCCCCUUCUCUGGUCUGGAGUUCAAGUCCCAAUGUUUAGCUGUUUCCAGUCAGACUGUGGCCAUGCUGGGGCACUGUCUUGAAAGAUUUACUCUAACAAAUCAACCCCUGUACUUUUUUUUUUUUAUAAGCCUGAUCUCUUUUUUGCUGAACCCCUCUAAAUUACAUUAUAGAAACAACCAAUACCAGUUGUCAAACGGUGUUGGGGGACAAACAUACAAUGGGCUUCAUUCAGUUUCCAUCUAUCAAAUCUACUCUCAAAGCUUUGGUGUGCCUAGAGUUUUAGUCAAAGACCCUGAACCAAGGAGUUAUUACAAUGGCGUUGAGAAGCAAAAGUCUCAAGGAAAGGGUGAAAAAGCCAAAUUCCAAUCAAGUGCUGAACUCAUUGGUUACAUCUUCCUUGAAACUGUAGUCUUGUGUCUCCAAUAGAAAUCCUUUAUUAUUAGGAGUGAACAGAAAUGCUUAGAAUUUCUUUCAGUUCUUUACAUUCCUGAGUUCAAAUUCUGAAAGGGUCAACUUACCCUUUUACUUUUUUUUCAGAAUCAAAUAAAUUGAGUGUUGGGGGUUGAUGUAAUCAACUAACUCCCUCCUACGAAAACUGCUGGUCUUGUGCCAAAAUUUGAAGCCAUUAUUAAGAGUAAGAGGCAGAAAUCGAGCAUCAAAUUAUAUGUGAACACACACACCUUGCUAUACUUAGUUGCAUUCCUUUGUCUGCUGCAAAGUUUAGUUGGAUCUGAAAUCCAACUUAAUGGGAGAAGACUUACACCACCUUGUCUGUGUCACCUUGUUGCAGGCAGUGGAUUAACAAAUAAAGCAGAUUAACUCUAGUUACGUCCCUUUACAUUCAGAUUAUUGCCAGGUUGUCAACUUCUUGACUUUUGUCUGCUGCUUGAUAAAUACCAGUCAUGCGCUCAGUUUUAUUCCCCAAAUUCAUGACUGAGCUUAUUUGGUUGUGCUGUAAUACAGUUGGAAGGUGUAUAAUUUAGGUUUCCAUACAAAUGAAAUUCCUUCAGUUACAUUUAAAUAAGUGGCAAGGAGCAAGAACCCCCCCCCCUCUUCCCACCAUCAUUAAAAUCUCAGACUUGAUGUAUAAUAUAUAUAAAAUUUUGCUAAUUAACAUCUCUGGUGGCCAUGUGGUGAGAUUGAGUUCAAACUUGAUAUAAUCUCUUGUAGGAAUUACUUCAACCAGGGACCUAAUGCUGUCAAGAAAGUCAUCUUUACUUAUUAUUAAGAAGUUUUAUCACUAAUUCAUUAUUAGGGUGGUGGAUUGACAGAACCGUUAGUGUUGGGCAAAACUAUAUUUCUCUUUAUAUUCUGAGUUAAAAAUCCUGCCAAAAUCAAUUUUGCCUUUCAGUCCCCUGCAAGUCCUGGCCAUGGAAUGGUUAGAGUCUUUGUAGUGAAUUCCUUGGCCUUUUAUCUAAAUUAACUGAAGGUCCAUGAUGAUGGCCUACGAAACUUAAAUGUCUUUCAUACUUAAGAGAUUGAUUAUAAUGAUACCAGUGAUUUAUUCUGGUAUAAAUUAUAUUCACUAUCUUCUUUCCCUUAAAAUUAAGUUUCUGAUCAAAAUUAUUCUUUAUAAAUCAAUGCCAAGAGGUUAUGGGAAAGAAUGAAUGCAAGAGAAAUAAAUGAGAAAAAAAUAUAAAUUAUCAAAGUUCAGGAGAAAUUUCAAAAAGUUUCCUGAAAUGUCUACACAGAUGGAAUCUAACUGUGUUGUUAGAUACUUUGUUGGUAAAGACUUUAGAUAUUUUUUGUUCAAAUCAUCUUAGAAUGGGAAAGUGUGAAUCGGUAGAUGUUAAACGAUGACCAGCUGAGUGAUUAGUUUGUCGUUAACAAAAUGUUAUUAUGUCUGCCGGGUGGGGAGGGGAAUCUCUCAUCUUGAUAUGAGACUUGGACAGCAAUAUAUACUGGACAAGAGAGGCUUGUUUACCAUGACCAUCCUUUCAAGGAUUAAUCUUCCCAUCUUUAAAAAGGACAAUGAAGUCAUUUCUGUUGUCACUCAUGCAUUUAACCUUCACUAACAUAUUUAUUUAAAUGUUCUUCUUUUGAGCCCAUGUUGAUUACAAAAUGGAAGAAAAACUAUUUUGAUUAAAAGAACAGUAAAAGUGAACAGCUUUGAAAUACUUCCCAACCUCUCUAUUCUCUGAACACAUUUCACUGUCAAUGAAUGAUUUUGUACAUAGUAAAAAACAUAUCUUGUGAAACUGAAGCAGUUUGUCAUUGUGUGUGUUGAGACACUUGUCCAAGCAUCUAUUUUCAGACACUUCAACAGUUUCUCAAUUGAUAUUUAUUCCUUUGAAUAACAAGAGAUGGAUUUUAAUAUUCAAAAGUCAUUGUUUGUAAUGGAUUCUGUUAAAAUUGAAAGUGCAGGGUAAACUACAUGUGCCAAGCAUUUUUUCUGUAGCUAAAUUAAAAUCUGAACUAACACAACUGCUCUGUGAUUAUAGAUAUAUAUAUCAGAAAGACUAUGUUUAUAACAUAGACACUCGGUGCUCCCCUCUUCAAGUUGUAAGCUUAUAUCCUACAGCAUGUAUUGCUGUGAUUAUUCAAAACUUAUUCCAGGUUGUGAAAAUUCAGGACAGGGCUUCCAAAAGUUACUGAAGACGAGUUUGAUGCUUUUAAGACAAAUUAAAAUACACACACACACACACACACACACACACACACACACACACAAGCUUGUUCUUAACAGUCUUGAAAAUUGCUUUCUUAAAAUGUAUAAGCAAGCUUCUGUUUGGCCUCACUUUAUAUAUAUAUAUAUAUAUAUAUAUAUAUAUAUAUAUAUAUAUAUAUACACACACAUACAUAUAUAUAUACACACACAUACAUAUAUAUAUUCACACACACACAUAUAUAUUCACACACACAUAUAUUCACACACACAUACAUAGAUAGAUAUGUGUGCAGCUGGCUAGAAACUUUCUUCCCAACCAUGUAGACUCAGGUUCAAUUCCACUGCACAGCACCAUGGUUGUGUAGCUUCUAUACCCUCCAGGCUAACCAAAGCCUCAAGUGGAUUUGGUGGACAGAAAUUGAAGUCUGUCAUAUCUAUUCAUGCUUGUAAACAAGCAUCACUGUCAUACAAGUGGUGUUCAUUGUGAAAAACAUGUCAGGUCAUGUAUUCCUCUUGCUUGGAAACUGAAAGGGUUGCCUCAACAAAUUUUCAUCUGACCCAAAUGUGGACAAGUAGAUGUUAAAUGACUGUAUGUAUGUGUGUGUGUGUGUGUAUAUAUAUAUAUAUAUAUAUAUAUAUAUAUAUAUAUAUAUACACACACACACACAUUUUCCUGUUUGUAUCAAAUAUAAUCCAAAACAUGAGUAUAUAUUUAUUAACUGGAGCCAGAGCAACUCAAGUGCCAAGAGUUUCAUGCAUUGGCACUUAUCAAUGCACAAAAGACAACCCUUGGGUCACUAAGUUCUGCCAAUUAAUAAAUUAAUUAUAUGUGCAUACACACACACACACACACACACUUUCAUUGUCUAAAAAGUUAGACUUCAGGUUGUAUCACAAAACUAGCAGCAAUAUACAGUGUAGCUGCCUGUAUACCACAAAAGCACUAACCCAGUCACAGAGGCCAUGUUUAAAGCAUACAUGCUGUUAAGAUCAAUAAUUCUUGCAUUAACAAAAAAAAAAAAAAAAUUACUCGCAGAUGGCAAUAAAAGUAUUCCUUGAAACAAAUGUGUCGUCAUCAUCAUCGUAUCCGCUUUUUCCAUGUUUAGCAUGGAUCAGAUGGAAUUCAGUGAGACAGGUUUGCUGCAGCCUGAUGCAUUUUUUGUCACCAACCCUUUCCAGGCAAGCUCUUCCCAUCCACUCCUCAUCACGAGAUGUUUAAGGGAUACUGGAAACGAAAGACACCAUAUGAUGAUGGUGACAUCACAUGUCAUCAACUUGUGAUUGGUCAGCCUUAGAAGACACCUGCCCCCAGAUGCUCUGCAGUAGGACUGAACCUGAAACUCUACUGUUUGGAACUUAAUAAAAUGACAUUAACACUGCAUCCUAGAAGCAAAAGUAAGUUGAGUAACUCGAUUAACAGAAGGAAAUAUUUCUAGAUGGAUUCCAACCCAUGCUAGCAUGGAAAGCGGACGUUAAAUGAUGAUGGAUUGCUUCAAACAUAUUUGUUGAGUAACAAUGCCUACAUCUAAGCUCUUUCUUUUUUUUUUAAAUGGUUGUAUGUUUUUUUUGUGGGUCCUAUUUUAACAGCCAUUUUCUGGUGGAAAGUGUUGCAAUAUAUAAGGACCCAGUUUCUAUCCCAAGUUGGAGUUAUUUCAAUUGAUUUAAAAUGUUCCUCAGAAGUAUAUAAUCAUAAACUUUGUUUCCUUAUAAAAGUGCAGGUUUUCUGUUUGACCAUUCAGCCUUGAUAAUUAAUUUGAAAGUAGACAGGCUUCAGACUGACUUAUCUUUCUCCUGAAGAUUUCUUUCCUCAUAAGAAAGAGUGACAAAGCUAUCUGUCUGUACUCAGGUUACCCAACAGAUUUUGGGACAUCUCUUUCAGUUAUAUUAGUACAAAAAAAAAAAAAAGAACUUGAGAAAUAUUUUGUUUGGAAAAUAAAUAUUUCUAUUUCUAGAUCACUCUAUUGCUCUUAGUCAUUUAACUGCUAUUAUUGGUAUCCACUCCUCCCAGUAGCACCAGAAAAUGCUUCAAGUUUUUAUGGUUAUGUGGAAGUGGACUAAUGAGACAGUCCUAUCAAAGAAUAUGCCAAAGAAAACAAUGCACGAUGUACAUGCAUGUAGCUCGUUAAUCAAGAGAGUAUUCUAAUCACUCAAUUAGAUUGCAUUUUUCAUUUUUCUUUUCUACAAUGACUUAUUAGCUUCAUUAAGAAAGCAGAACUUUCUAGAAGUAUCUUUUAGUUUAGCCUCCCCUUUAAAAACCAGAUAUCAACAUUUAAUAUCUCUGCCCUUUAAACAGUUGUCAUUCCUGCAUUUUAUUUACUUUAAAUCUGUGGUUUUAACCUUUGUAGCUCAGCAACAAAUUAUUUCUAAGAAAAAUCACCCCCACCCCCCUAAAGCAACCAGCACCACCUCCUUGUCAGCUCACAUUCACCCUCCAAAGGGGUGCUACUAUCCCGGUUAAGAACCACGCUUUUAAAUCUUAAUGGAGAAUUUAGUAUCAAUUUAGAUUUAAAUGCAAACCAAUUCACUCUUUUUAUAAAGUGAAACUACCAUGACAGAAUAAAGUGACUUGCUCAAGGCCAGAAUCUUAUUGCUCUCUUGAAACACCAACAGCAGCAGCAGCAGUAGUAGUAGUAGUUGUAGUAUUUCUAUUCACUUCAUUUAAACUUCACAAAAUGAUUUGGGGGAAGAGAAAAAAAAGUCACAAGUCCUAAAUCAGAUUUUCUCGCAUCUAAAAACAUUUCACUUAAAACGUUACUAUCAUUAUCCCAAAGGAUAAUAAACAUGCUCAAUUGUAAUCUAACUCUCUCCAAAGUUAUUUCUUUUAAAUUAUGGUAACAAAAUAAAAUUAUUCAACUGAA